Sceloporus undulatus (fence lizard) is the source of this 3204-nucleotide messenger RNA. It is a transcript of the gene PSPN, whose product is annotated as persephin. Lineage: Eukaryota; Metazoa; Chordata; Lepidosauria; Squamata; Phrynosomatidae. The transcript has 2 exons. Gene Ontology annotation, molecular function: receptor tyrosine kinase binding; growth factor activity; glial cell-derived neurotrophic factor receptor binding. Bases 1979 to 2572 code for a protein of 197 amino acids. The record is from RefSeq and is a predicted model, not a curated record.
AUGGUGGCCCUAGGGUGAACCUGUCACAGGGGUUUCUGGGAUUGAGACUGUGUGUUUAGACUCUGGCCCAAGAUCACCCAGUGGGUUCCCAUGGACGAGUGGAGAUUCAAAUCAUGAUUGCCAGUCAUAGUCCUAUGCUCAAACCACUACACUGUGCUGGCUCUCUCAUAGACUAUAAAGAGGGCCAAAUACCUCCAGUGGUUUGGUUACAAUAAGCCCCAAUUGUGAAGGGUCUGGGUUUUGUGAGGAGGGGGUCUUCUGGGAUUGAAGAAAGGGAUGGGAGCUGCCCAGCCUGGCAUAGAGGCUGUACCCACCCAACAGUUGGCUUUACCAAUGGUAUCACUGACCAUGUGUUCAACUUGUGCAGGCCUGCAAAUUGAUGGGCUGGGGGUCUGAUUUUAAAAGCAAUGGGGGGAGGGGAGCUGGGGGUAGAGCUUGUAAAAGUUAGCUUGCUGGACUACAAUCUCAGAAACUGGAGAUGUUUUGGAAACUGAAGUCCAAACAAAACUUUCCCCAGGUCCACCUGGAUCAAAAACAAAGAAAGAUAUACCUCUCUUCAAGCAAAUGUUGGAAAGAUUAUUUUUAAAACAAUUUAAAAAGUUUGAAAAACAUUUUUCUCAACUGCUGGGAAAACCUGAUAAAUGAAUCUUGGACUGGUGACAGUCUUUGUUUUUUGGGACUUUUUCUAUGCAAAAAAAAUUAACAUAUGGUACUUUUGCACAGCAAACAAAAUAUUCUACACAGAAAACACUGUCUGCACAGAAGCUGUUUUCUCUACAGAACAACCCCCCCCCCCCCACGUGAAUUUUGUACAGAGUAAACCCUGAACUGCAAACAGUCUUUAUAAAUGGCAGAGUUUUCAAAGACUUUCUUGCACCAGGAAGAAAAUGGCUAAAAUUACUCACUGCUUUCUUAAGGAAUGAAAUUAACAAACUAUUUCCUCCUAGAUCUACCCAUAAGAGUAGCAUUUGAGGAGAGGAACUGAAAGCCCUAGGAAUGGAGAGUGUCUGGGCUCCCUUAAACAUGGGAUCCCUUUUUUAUUUCAUUUAUUCUUCUUCAGGAAUAAGCAAUUGUGGUGGAUUUGGAAACAGCUUUCCACCUUGAGAGUCACCAUGACUGCCCAAAAUUCCAAAAAAAGCAGAUCCCAAAAUCCAAAAGCAACUGGAAGUCCACUUCUUCCACUUCUAGUGUUUAAAAAACAACAUUUUUUUACAUGCUAGUAAAACAGUAGGGGGGAUCCAGGCUGUUAACUAAAGAGGAGGACUAGAGUCCAUUGGGGCUGUGAAACAGCCAUGAGGCUGUGAAACAGCCAUGGACAGCUGCAUGUCAGCCAUGACUGCACAUUGUCGACUAAUGUUCUUCAUGAAUAGAAGCUGCUCCACAUUUAAAAGCUUGAAACAGAUGGCAUCAGAUCUGGUUUGGCCCUGGUAUAAAUCUCAUCUCAGCACCCAUCUGCACCUAGCUUUUUAACAGCUGACCUCUUCUUCAGUUUGCAUUUAUUAUACAAGCAGGCCAGAUCAUUGAUUUCUUGAUACUGAUAUAGUAAACAUCAUAAGGGUACUAUUAGAUCUAAGAUAAGAACAAGCCACUGGGAACACGCACCCUACUGGGGACCAUGCAUUCAAAGGUUCUUCUUUUGGUAAUGCUAUAUAAUACAGGGUCAGACUGUGCCCUUAAGUUCCCUACUUUGCUGGCCAUAAGAUCUCAACACCACACAUUUUCUACUCCUGUUUUAUUUGGAGACAUCUGAGAUCAAAACAAGGAUCUGUAUACCAAAUAAAAAGUAUGCAUACUUUUGCAAAAUCAUAACUAGCUUGAAAUCAGCUGGAAAGCUUCACAGGAGAUUAUGCCUCAUGUUGCUAAGUGAACAAGUGAUAAAUAAGUGAACAGGCACUGCUGCAGGCAUUAAACUACUGUCCUUUGACUCUGUCCCUCCAGCUAAAUGAGAUGUCUUUAAUCAUCUAAAUCUAACAAAACGAUGGUUUCUCUUCCAACUGUUUGGCUAAAUACAUAUAUCUGGGCUAAGGAACUCAGGAUCUUCAGCAUCCCUCACCAUGGGCUAUGUUGGCUGGGACUAAUGGGAGCUGCUAGGCCAAAAAUAUCUGGAAGGCACAUGCUGCUCUCCCCUGUAUCAUAUGCAGACUCCAGACAAAAAGCAUGGACCUCCAAGGGAGCACCAGUGAAUGCUGCAGGCCUCCAGAGCAGUCCCUUGAACUACCCACCUGGGUCAAUGCAACGCCAGGCCAGGAGCCGCCCGAAGCGGCACAUAUGGGAGAGGCCUGAGGAGUCAGAGUGUCGGCUACGGAGCGUGCUGGUUCGGAUCAAGGACCUGGGCUUAGGCUACAACUCUGAGGAAACCAUCCUCUUCAAGUACUGCAGUGGGAAUUGCCCCAAGGCACGCAGCAACCAUGACCUGACGCUCUCAAGUCUGCUGCAGAACAGUGAGAUUCCGGCCUUGGGAGAUCCCUGUUGCCGUCCCACACACUAUGAGGAUGUGGCCUUUCUGGAUGACAACCAUCAGUGGCAUGAGGUGGAGAAACUUUCUGCCUCUGCUUGCAGCUGUGUGGGCUGAGGGCUCUCAGGGAUGAGAGGCAGGAGGAGCAAUGAAAUGGAAGCAGAGACUUACGAAGAACCAGCAGCACACAGUCAUAACCUUAGCUGUAGAACAAGCAACCCUUACAUUGUACCACUCAAGGCCGUGGCUCUGACAAGAGCUGUUAAAAGCUGUUAUUUCUAACAAAAAUAUUCCACUAUGGGAUAUCAAGGCCUCCAGCAUCUUCCCAGUGCUGGUGCAAACCCUGCAGAUAAUGCCCAAAUCCUUAUCCAGCUACCAGUUGCUCUCAGCUUCCUUCCUUACCCUCUGCCAGAUCCACAUCACUUUACAAACAUGAUGCUUGGGUGACUGAAUCCUGUCUGAAUUAGAUCUAAGAUGCUGGGCUAGCACUGUGAGGGUUUAGCAAUCUGAGAUAUUUAUGGAUAAAUUCUAAGUUAUUUAAUUUAUUUCUUCCUUGGAUUUAAGGAGGGACUAGCAUUUGUGCUAAUCCUCUAUUAAUCUGAGCUCCCCAUUUUCUAUUCUAAUUUAUUUUUUGUUCAUUUCUCCUCUUAGAAGGCUUAGGUUAUUAGUCCCAUGUUUGUGACAAGAAUGACCAGCUAUGCACAUAUUGCUGUCAAUACAAUAAAAAUUAAGCAAUGAUCUACACAAAA